This is a messenger RNA of Micropterus salmoides (largemouth bass), 2471 nucleotides long. RefSeq names its product zinc finger matrin-type 1 (gene zmat1). NCBI's taxonomy places the organism in Eukaryota, Metazoa, Chordata, Actinopteri, Centrarchiformes, Centrarchidae. The transcript has 7 exons. The coding region runs from base 23 to 1888 and encodes 621 amino acids. The record is from RefSeq and is a predicted model, not a curated record. Gene Ontology annotation, molecular function: nucleic acid binding; zinc ion binding.
CACUGAACAACUAGGGAAAAAGAUGGACGACACAAGUGUCUGUACUCCGCUGUUUGCGGAGUCAGACGCUCAAAAUGACACAACUAGUACCCCUAACGCGGCUUCUCUCACAGAUGCUGACAAAGUAAUAAACACUAAAGUAGAUAGUACCCAGGUGGAAGGAGACAAGAGUGAAGAGGAGCUACUAAAGGGUCUCCUCACUGACGACUACUGCCAUGUGUGUGAGGCUGUGCUGCUCUUUGAAUCUCAGCGGCUGUCCCACUAUGAGGGAAAGAAACAUGCUCAGAAACUCAGGGUGUACCUGCAGGCCAAGAGGGCUGAGAAGAUGAACAAAGAGUCCACAGGACCCCAGCAGACCAUGACUACUGAUAAGGACCAUUUCUGUGAACUGUGUAACAUGGUGUUUAGUUCCCACGUGGUGGCAAGAUCACACUAUGAAGGCAAGGUCCAUUCAAAAAAUCUUCGUAAACAAGGUUUCCAGCCCCCAGACAGGUACACAGAGGUGCGUACUUUACCAAGUCUGAGUCGGGAUUCUCCUAAUACUGACCAGAAAUCAACUCCAGAGGGUUGUAUGGAGCACCUUCUGGACCCAACGGCCACAAUAACAACCCCCAGCACAGAGGUUGAUCUGAUGGACCCUGACAAGUACUGUGCCCUGUGUGCUGCUUCCUUCAACAACCCCCAAAUGGCUGUACAGCACUACAAUGGACGCAAACACCAGAGGAAUCAGGCCAGACAGGACCUGCUCAAAGAGCUCGGAGAUGAUGUGCAACAAGCCAACUCCCUGAUGUGUCAGAUGUGUAGUGUGCAAUUUAACUCGGUGGAGAUGUACCAGGCCCACAUGCAGGGCAACAAACACCAGAUUAGGGAGAAGAAGGUCACUGACCUGUGCAAAUCAUCCCAGCAAAAGGUCUACAGCACAUUUGCAGAUGAACUGUCAGAUUACAUUCAGGUCCAGAAGGCUCGUGGAAUCAACCCCAAGACCAGUCAAAUCCUCCCUCUGGGAGAUACACGGAAUGAGGAUGAGGAAGCUGAAGAAGAAGAAGUGGAAGUAUUAAAUAAGGGGAAUAUCACAGAACUGAACAAACCUAUGCCCAACUUCCCUCCCACCUCUACCUCUCCUCAUCACUCCCGUCUUGGUUGUUACAACCCAGUUAAGGGGUGGCAUCCUCCAUAUCAGGGCCCUGCCCUGCCAUCCCACGGCUGGGAUUACAACUGCCCACCUCCAGUCCUCCUAGGCUCAGGCCCUCCACUGUUCAGUAGUCGGCCCACAAAGAGAAGGAGGCGCAGAAAGCAGUCGAGCUCCUCCUCGUAUAUUACAUCAUCAUCUUACUCCUCCUCCACCUAUUCCUCCGGUAGCAGCAGCGCAAGUGACAGUGAUGACAGUGAAUACAGGCGCAGAGAAAAAAGGAGGAUCAGACGAUCCAGGAGGGAGAGAGACAGGAGGGAGAGAGACAGGAGGGCAAGAGACGAGGAGUCCGACAAGGAGGAGAAGAGGAGCAAGCGAGGGAGGAGGGAAAGAGAUAAUGGGUCGGGGGACAGGAGAAGAGGGGAAUUUGGAGAGUCCGAGGAAGAGAGAGAGAGGAGGCGGAUGAAGCGAAAAAAUCAUGGCAAGCGGAGGAGACGAGAAAAGAAAAACCGAGAGGAGGACUAUGGGGCGGAAUGUGGGGAAAAGGCGAUAGACACUUUAAUGCCAGAAGACACGAUGGACAGUAGAAAAGAGACUGAAGUGCAUAUUCAGGCUGAAAUGAAUGUUGAGCAGGGGGAUGGUGGACAGGAUGAGCCAGCAAAACCCAAACACAGGAAAGAGAAGAAGAAAACGAAAGAGAAAGUAGACACUAGGACGGAGGAGGAGAAGCUCUGGGACGACUCCAUCCUGGGCUGUUAAAGUCAAAAGGCCCAGUUUAACUUUUGAACUGCUGUCAUAUAGGCAAAACAUGAAGUUAUCAAGAACAUGACAUUUAAAAUCUCAAAAACUGAAUAUAUUGAAAUAAUCUUUAAAGCCUUAACAAAGCAGUUAUCACUAUGUGUUCUGACAGCCCAAAAGUGUUGUUCGUCUUAGGUGUGCUAGCUGGCUAGCCAUGUUUAGUCACUUUGUGUUUGAAAGGAAUGAAUGAAUCCCUCUCAUUUCAGUGUGUUCAUAGGGGUUUCUCAUUCUCACACAUAUCCACAACUAUAAUAGCUUUAUUUUUCACUAUGACACUUAAUAAUGUCUUUGGUUGGAUUAAUUUGCACAUUGUCAUUAAUUGCUGGCUGUAAUAUUGAAGAGCUCUCUUUUCUUGCCUAUCAUUUGAAAUGAUCAAGUCCUUUUGUCUCUUCACACAUCAGUAAAUUAAACUGUGUUAGAUUAUGUUGUCUGUGCUUCUAGCAAGGAUUUAAUAGUUUGUUGUCCCAUUAGCAGCCUGUGGUUGGUGCUGUUGAGCUUCAUUUAGAGCAUCAGUGAAGUAAAUAAAAGCCCAGAGAUGGUAGAA